AACCCCAGAGGGACUGCCCCAGGCUGACUCUCUGCUCCUUUCCAGCCAGAGCCACCACCUUGCCCCCAGGAGACCAAAAAAAUGGCACCCAAGAGAGCCAAGAGAAGGGCAGCAGAGGGCGGAGGUUCCAAUGUCUUCUCCAUGUUUGACCAGACUCAGAUCCAGGAGUUCAAAGAGGCCUUCACUGUAAUUGAUCAGAAUCGAGAUGGCAUCAUUGACAAGGAGGAUCUGCGGGACACCUUUGCAGCCAUGGGUCGCCUCAACGUGAAGAAUGAGGAGCUGGAUGCCAUGAUGAAAGAAGCUAGUGGUCCCAUCAACUUCACCGUCUUCCUGACCAUGUUUGGGGAGAAGCUCAAGGGUGCCGACCCUGAGGAUGUCAUUACUGGAGCCUUCAAGGUCCUGGACCCUGAGGGAAAGGGUUCCAUCAAGAAACAGUUCCUGGAGGAACUGCUGACCACACAGUGUGACCGCUUCUCCCAGGAGGAGAUCAAGAACAUGUGGGCGGCCUUCCCCCCUGACGUGGGUGGCAACGUAGACUACAAGAACAUCUGCUAUGUCAUCACACAUGGCGACGCCAAGGACCAGGAAUAGGGGGA
This is a messenger RNA of Chrysochloris asiatica (Cape golden mole), 596 nucleotides long. Its product is annotated as myosin regulatory light chain 2, skeletal muscle isoform type 2-like. NCBI's taxonomy places the organism in Eukaryota, Metazoa, Chordata, Mammalia, Afrosoricida, Chrysochloridae. Gene Ontology annotation, cellular component: cytoplasm. Gene Ontology annotation, biological process: skeletal muscle tissue development. Gene Ontology annotation, molecular function: calcium ion binding. The coding region runs from base 82 to 591 and encodes 169 amino acids. The transcript is spliced from 7 exons. The record is from RefSeq and is a predicted model, not a curated record.